This is a messenger RNA of Dreissena polymorpha, 1365 nucleotides long. RefSeq names its product DBH-like monooxygenase protein 2. Gene Ontology annotation, molecular function: copper ion binding; dopamine beta-monooxygenase activity. The transcript has 9 exons. The record is from RefSeq and is a predicted model, not a curated record. Bases 1 to 1365 code for a protein of 454 amino acids. NCBI's taxonomy places the organism in Eukaryota, Metazoa, Mollusca, Bivalvia, Myida, Dreissenidae.
AUGGUGCCCGUCGAGCGAUCCGGAGGUAAGGGGCUUUAUCCGCACUAUGGGAGGGUUCUUUGGAGUCCCCGCAUAGACACCAAAUUAGCAGUUAUCGCCCUAGUUGUUACAAGCCUCCAAGCCUUCCCUAGCUACAGGGACAAUCUUCCCAACGGGUACAAUGUGCCCCACCCUUGUGACAGCAUAAGGAAAUGGGAUGGUGUCGGACAUGAAAAUCCUAUGGGUGGGGGCGCCAUAAAUCCCUUCGGAGUGGACUUUAAAGUUAACAACGUGGUUUGGGACGCCGCAUUUUGCCGGAAGGACUCGGAUGGAGACGGACGGACGAACGGAGAAGAAUUGGGGGACCCUAACUGUGUGUGGAUGAAGGGGUCGGUCCCUCAGGUUACAACUGGGAUCACUCAUCCGGGCGUAUGUGAUCCGAUCGGUAGCAGCAAAUGCGCUGGAAAGAAUGCGUUUGUAAACUGCCUAAAUACAGGAGAGAUUGUGUGCCCCGAUAUACACCGAAAUGAAACAAGAAGGCUCGCAUACCGGUUCCCGGCAACAAAUGUCCCGGCCCAGGAAACCACAUACAUGUGCAUGAACAUCGAACUUCCGGAGGACAAGGCCUACCACAUGAUUGCCUUUGAACCAAUCAUCGACAACAUUGAAGUAAUGCAUCACAUACUCGUCUAUGGAUGCCCAGGACUAAAAACACCACCUGGUCCGCUGAAUCAAACGGAAAUGUGUACGGCAAUGAAGUCCCAAUGCUCAGAAUUGGUUGGCUUGUGGACAGUAGGUACCGGCGCGCACUGCUUACACGAGAACAUGGGGUUCCAGGUCGGUGCCGGAGGACUCAAAUAUGCAAUCAUUGAGUUGCACUGGAACAAUCCAAAGCUAGUUUCAACCUACGCGGACAGUUCUGGAAUGGCAUUUUAUCUAACCACAAAUCUCCGCAAAUACAACGCGGGAACGCUUAUGAUUGGUCAGACGUACUUACAGAUCCCUCCCUUCGCCGUCGGUCACACUGAAGUUGGCUCCUGUCCAGGGGGCUGCACUCGUCAAAUAAUGACUAGCAAGAUCCAUGUCACCGAUGUGAGCAAUCACAUGCACUUUUUAGGGAAGUCAAUGAUUACAGAGUUGAUACGGAACGGCACCAGAGUCCAGUAUCUGGCAAAGGACGAUGUCUUCGACUACAACGUACCAACAGUCCACAGUUACGUUGAGCCGGUCGUGAUACAUCCGGGAGACGAGUUGAAGACGACCUGCGUGUACCAGUCUAAAUCACGUGACGCGACCACGUGGUUUGGCGAAGGAACGCAAGAAGAAAUGUGUUUUUCCUUCCUCUUCUACUACCCGAAGGAAAACAUGGCAUCAAAGUGUACGUGA